GUGACACCGUGCUCAGAGGUGCACCAUCAUCAACUCUACCCUGCAGCCUCUCUCACUCUCUCUGUCCUCCUCCUGAAGAGAGACAGAGAGAGAGAAAAAGGGAAUCACGCAACACGCCAGAGAGAAUACGACAAGUAGGAGAGAGGGGAGAAACAAAUCUGCCAAGGCAGAGACUCUGUCCUCUCUCCACUGAUUUUUGAGCUGAGAAAGGAGGCAGUGAGACGUAGGAAUAAAGCGCAUCCCAGCGGUGGUGGUGGCAGUGGUGUUUCUGCCGUGGCUGCAGACCACAGCGAGCUCCAGAGUUGUCUUACUCUCAACAGCCUGAGGAGGAGAGAAGAUGUUAAACAGUGUGACUGACUGCGAGGAGGGAGAGGGGGGACCCAACAGCCAGGGCGAUGGAAACCCCAAGGAGAGCAGUCCUUUCAUCAACAGCAGCACCAGUGAUGCCGAGAAGAGCCAGCAGUACGACGGCAAGAACAUGGCUCUGUUUGAGGAGGAGAUGGAUACCAGUCCAAUGGUGUCCUCUCUGCUCAGCACUCUGGCCAACUACUCCAACCUGCCCACCGGCAGCAAAGAGCACGAAGAGGCUGAGAAUGAGGAGGGAGCGCGCCCGUCCAAAAAACCCAUCAAGGCACCACAGCUUGGCACUCUGAUGGGUGUGUACCUUCCCUGCAUCCAGAAUAUUUUUGGCGUGAUCCUCUUCCUGCGCAUGACUUGGAUGGUCGGCAUCGGAGGGGUCUUUGGCUCCUUCAUCAUCGUCUUUAUGUGUUGCUCCACGACCAUGCUCACAGCCAUCUCUAUGAGUGCCAUUGCAACUAAUGGAGUCGUACCAGCUGGAGGAUCGUACUACAUGAUCUCUCGCUCCCUGGGCCCUGAGUUUGGUGGAGCUGUUGGGAUCUGCUUCUACCUGGGCACCACUUUUGCGGGCGCCAUGUACAUUCUUGGCUGUAUUGAAAUUCUGCUGAUUUAUAUCGUUCCUCAGGCAGCCAUCUUCAAACUGGAGGGCCUGGAGGGGCCGGAGGCAGAGGCAGCUCUCCUUAACAACAUGCGGGUGUAUGGCACCAUUGUGCUGAGCUUCAUGGCACUGGUGGUGUUUGUGGGGGUCAAGUAUGUCAAUAAGUUGGCACUGGUCUUCCUGGCCUGUGUCAUCCUCUCCAUCCUGGCCGUCUACGCCGGCGUCAUCAAAACCGCCAUUGAACCCCCUGUCUUCCCGGUCUGCAUCCUGGGAAAUCGAACUCUUGUGUCUAAAGGGUAUGACGUGUGUGCAAAGGUCAUUGAGAGAGACAACGAAACAGUCACCACCAAGCUCUGGAGGAGCUUCUGUGAUUCUGAGUACCUCAACGCCACUUGUGAUGAAUACUUCACCAACAACAAUGUCACAGAGAUACAGGGCAUCCCUGGGGUCACUAGUGGCAUCCUGGCAGAGAAUCUGUUUGGCUACUAUCUUGACAAAGGAGCAAUUUUGGAGAAGCGUGGAUUUGCAUCAGUGAUGGAUCCAGACAGUCCCGUAACCAGCAGCAACCGCUACGUCCUGGCUGACAUCACCAGCUUCUUCACCCUGCUGGUGGGAAUAUACUUUCCUUCAGUCACAGGUAUCAUGGCUGGCUCCAACCGGUCUGGAGACCUGCGUGAUGCUCAGAAGUCCAUCCCCAUUGGCACCAUUGCAGCCAUCACUACCACUUCUACUGUGUACAUGUCCUGUGUGGUGCUGUUUGGGGCCUGUAUAGAGGGAGUAGUCCUGAGGGACAAGUUUGGUGAAGGAGUCAGUGGGAACUUAGUGAUUGGUACGCUGGCAUGGCCAUCGCCAUGGGUCAUUGUGUUUGGCUCCUUCUUCUCCACCUGUGGGGCAGGCCUUCAGAGUCUAACUGGGGCUCCACGUCUCCUGCAGGCCAUCUCUCGGGAUGGCAUCAUCCCUUUCCUUAGAGUGUUUGGACAUGGUAAAGCCAACGGAGAGCCCACCUGGGCCCUCCUGCUCACAGCAGGCAUCUGUGAAAUUGGCAUCAUCAUUGCCUCUCUGGAUGCAGUCGCUCCCAUCCUCUCCAUGUUCUUCUUGAUGUGCUACAUGUUUGUCAAUCUUGCCUGCGCCCUGCAAACUUUACUGAGGACGCCCAACUGGAGGCCACGUUUCAAAUUCUACCACUGGGCUCUGUCUUUCCUGGGUAUGAGUCUGUGCCUGUCGCUUAUGUUCAUCUGUUCCUGGUAUUAUGCCAUUGUUGCCAUGGGCAUUGCUACCUGCAUCUACAAAUACAUUGAAUUCUGUGGGGCUGAGAAGGAGUGGGGAGACGGGAUACGUGGCAUCUCUCUCAGCGCGGCACGAUUUGCUCUCAUGAGGCUGGAGGAGGGACCGCCACACACCAAGAACUGGAGGCCUCAGAUCCUGGUCUUGGUGAGCGUGGAUGCUGAGCAGAACGUCGAGCAGCCUCGCAUGCUGUCCCUGACCAAUCAGCUGAAAGCGGGGAAGGGCCUGACCAUCGUUGGUACCGCAGUGGAGGGAACCUUCCUCGACAACUAUGCUCAGGCUCAGAAGGCAGACCAGUCUUUGCGUAAACUGAUGGAGACGGAGAAGGUGAAGGGAUUCUCUCAGGUGGUCAUCUCCUCUAAUCUGAGAGAUGGGACAUCCCACCUGAUCCAGGUCGGAGGACUGGGGGGCCUUAAGCACAACACUGUGCUGGUCAGCUGGCCCCGUAACUGGAAGCAGCCUGAGGACCACCAGCGCUUCAGGGACUUCAUCGAGGUGGUUAGAGAGACGACUGUGGCCAGUAUGGCCUUGCUGGUUCCUAAGAACAUUGGUAGCUACCCGUCCAACGGAGAGCGCUUCACUGAGGGCCACAUAGACGUGUGGUGGAUUGUCCAUGAUGGAGGCAUGCUGAUGCUCCUGCCCUUCCUGCUGCGUCAGCACAAGGUGUGGAGGAAGUGCAAGAUGCGCAUUUUUACUGUUGCUCAGAUGGACGACAAUAGUAUCCAGAUGAAGAAAGACCUCAUCACCUUCCUCUAUCACCUGCGUCUCGAUGCUGAGGUGGAAGUAGUAGAGAUGCAUGACGGUGACAUCUCAGCCUACACCUAUGAGAAGACUUUGAUGAUGGAGCAGCGCACACAGAUCCUCAAACAGAUGCAUCUGACCAAGAAUGAGAUGGAGAGAGAGAUCCAGAGUAUUACAGAUUCAUCCCGUGGCUCCAUCCGACGUAAAAACCCGUCCACCCUGCGGGCCCAGCAGAGCACUGAGGAGGCAGCCAGCGUGGCAGAAAAACCAGAAGAGGAGGUCCAGCUGAUCCACAAUAAAAAUGCCUCCCCCACCCCGACAAGUCCCACAUCCCCGACCGCCCCUGCAGGGGGCACUGCGAGCCUAGACACUGGGGCGCAGAAGGCUUGGACAGACAAGGGGAAGAGCCUGGCAGCUGGAGCAGCAGCACACCCAGAGGCAGCCAAAGACCUCUUCAACAUGAAGCCGGAAUGGGAGAACCUGAACCAGUCCAAUGUGCGGCGCAUGAAUACAGCGCUGCGGCUCAACGAGGUCAUCACCAAGAAGUCCAAGGAGGCGAAACUUGUCCUGCUCAACAUGCCUGGACCUCCCAGGAACCGCAUGGGCGACGAAAACUACAUGGAGUUCCUCGAGGUUCUCACUGAAGGCCUCAAUCGGGUCCUGCUGGUGCGUGGCGGUGGACGUGAGGUCAUCACCAUCUACUCCUGAAGGGCCGGUCUUUUAACGGCGCCCCACACGGCACCCAGAUGGACUGUGCCCUCUCCUUUCCUGACGUCCCGACCAUAAAACUCCACCCACACAUGUCCUUGUGUUUCACAUUUUUUGCCAUCUUUACUGAGCUCAUCCUCGACACCAGCGGCUCGCUCCAGGUGCCCCAGCAGCAUCUCAGCCUGGGUACUGUAGGCCCAUAGCUGAAUCUGUCUCCCGUACCUCCUGAAAUUACACAGACAGCUAUGAAAUAAUCCCAUCUCUGAGCGGAUGAGUUUCUAUUCUGACAGUGACAGCUCUUACAGAGGAGCAGAAAUGCAAAAACCCUGCUCCUCCUCAGUAAAUGGUCAUUUUUUUUUGUUUGUUUGUUUGUUUUGGUUUGGUUUUUGGUUUUCUCCCCUUUGCCAUAUGUUUAAUUGCCCCUUCUUUUCCUUUGCUUUACUUUGUUGUGGAUGAGGGUCAUUUGUAAAAGGAGUGGGGUCCUUCUUUGUAAUUUGUCCUCAUUUUCUAAUUAUUUAUAUAUUUAUUAAUCAUGUUAUUUAUUGAUUUAUUUAUUUAGUCAUUCAUGUAUUCAUUUCUGUCUUCGACAUGGUCCAUUUUACCAAAUAUGGCUGGAAGCACAUACAGUAGGUCAGUAAUUCAACAGGCAGACACUCUCUGGUCUUGCUAUAUUAACUCUCAGUAUAUUAAUAUCCAACUUAACAAAAAAUUAAUUUAAAAAAUGUGGGGAUGAGGAUCCUGGCAGGUGUCAUAGUGUAUAAAUUCACAAAAUAGAACAAGACUGAAGGGAUUAUGUGGAUUGAUUGUACUGGAGCACACUCAUUUUAGUAGGUAUUAUGUCAUCUGUGAUAUGCAGAGACAAUAUGCGUGGUUUGCAUCAUCCAUAUCAUCCCAGCGAGGUUAUCAGGCUUGUCCUCAUCAUGGCAGGGACUUAUCUCAUGUCAGAAGCACUUCUCUCACUCACUGUAGCAACAGAAAUGACAAUAAAAAACAGAAACUAUUUGGAAAAAAUGAUUUGAUUCAGAUAUAGGUUUAUGGAGAGUCGUGAUCGCAGCCUGAUUGUUUGACUUCAUUAUCUCCAGGUUGACACAGAGAUCAUACGGACUGAGUGACAGAAUGGCUGGCUGUGACAUGGGCCGCUGUAAAUAUUCAAUAAUCACCUCACAUUACCCAGAAUCCUGCAGCUGGUGUAGCUCAGGCCAGCUAACCAGGACCUGUCAGGAUCUUGCAUAUUUUAUCCACUCUGUUGUUUUCAUAGUAGAUUAUUAUGAGUGAAUGUCCCCAAAGCUACAAGACAGAGUAUAUAUGAAUGAAGAAUGUGCAGCUAGAUAAUUUAAACUGGCAUAUGAUGAAAUAUGUUAAUCACAAUACUAAAAGAUGAACAUGCACUACUCAAAGAUGGGAUUUUUGGGCCAUACUAAUUGCAGAUGUUUUAUUUAUUUAGUUAGUUAUUUUAACCAAAUACUUGAGAUUAAAAUGUGCCAAUAUUGGAAAAAAUUUUUUUGAAAAUUUCUUUUUAGUGCAAAGUUUAAACAUGUAUUGAAAAAGCAGACUUUUAAAAAAAAAUUGUGAAUUCAGAAUUUUUAUUUAUUUAUCUUAUUUUGUCAAAGAUCUAUAAAAAAUAUUAAACCAUAUAUUAUAACCCAGACUUAAAUUGCACUUGCAAACAGAUAUCAUAAACUAUAUAAUAUAUGCUAAAUAUCAUGUUUAUGGGCAUUUCUUGUAUUAAAGUCAAUGUAGUUUCUAGUUUAACAUAUUUAAGAAAUAAAUUAUAUGACGUAAACUGCAUCUAGAAGAGUUCAGUUAUUUUUUGUGACACAUUUCAGGAAAAAAAAAAAUACUUUUGAAUAGCAUUUAUUGAAUAACUUGAAAUAAUUGUAUAUCUGUGGAAAAGAUCAUUCAGAGGCACAUGUUCUAAAUGUUAAUGCUGCUAAAGUAAUGCUUUUCAGUAUGAUGAGCCAAAUAAACAAAUACGAAGGAAUUAAGAGGGCAAGGCUGACACAGUUGAUUGAAUAAUUAUCCUCUAUUUUACUGACAGCAUGCUGCAGGUUGCCUCAGCAAUAGAUGAAAUCAUGAUUUUGACUGUCAGUGUGCCCCCAACUUGAAAAAAAAAAAAAAAAUAGAAUUGAAAAUAUGCUUGAUUUAACAGUAUUAGGAUGAAAAUACUAAUAUAAUUAGAGCACGUAUAUUCAAAAUAUCACAAAUGUCACUUUUUUUGCCUCACAAGUGGUUCCCACAAAUGGAAUAGCACUACAGCGGAGCCGAAUCCUAUUUGAAUCUUAAAAGCUGAAAACAAUCAAAUAAAAGAGUGCAUUUAAGGCCAGAUUCGUCCUAUUAUUUAUUCAUUUAUUCAAGUUACCUGUAGUUGAUAAGGAUCCACUCAAAUAUGCAGUGUGAUUAAUUGGUGAUGGCCACCCAGACAUGAAAAGAAAUGUGCCGUGAUUGGCAGACCGAAACUGUCCUGUUUUCAGUUUGAUAUGAAAGGAGUUUUAGAAAGCCGCGUCAUUCAGGAGUCUGCCAGCAGCUGUCAUUUCCAUCUUUUCUCUAAUUGCUAAUAAAUGUCAAGUGAUUUGCAUUAUGUAAAAAUGUUUUGAAAGGGGUGUUGUGUGAUGUAACUAUCCUUUAUCCCACACCGCUUGACCUUGUUUUGAGCUCAACACUUUCAGUCUAAUUUUAGCUGGAAGGAACCUGUGCUUUCCAGAAUGACAGAUAACUUUUAAUGAGCCAAUCCAGCGACAUCUCUGGUUUCCUCCUCUGCAUGUAGUUUUGCUGAGAGGCCUCUGUAUCACUCCAAAACAGUGUCAGUCAUUUCACUUUUACUUUCUUUUGCACAGUGUUGAUGUUCAUUAAAAACUGUAUUCACCUAAUAGCAUAGAGUCAGAUCCUCUCUGAUCUACUUAACCCCGCCCCCCUCUCUCUCUUUAGCCUGUCUCAGGUGCGAUAUGGUAAUUAUUUGAACAGACCAAUGACUUACUUUUAAUGAGAACUUUAUCAUGUGUUUCUCUCUGUUCAAAUAGUAGAAAUUCAUGUCCUUCCACAUUACAAUAACUUCUCCUCCAGUAGGAUGUAUUGGGGACAGUAUUUCUCCACUGUAAACCUGCAUAAGUCAACGCAUUAAGCAAAGGCUAAAAAGUUGAAACUCCAACUUUCAGUGUUAAUUAUGAGGACAGUAUCAGACAGAAUAUAUAUGUAGGCUGUAGUUUGAUUCAAUUUUCAUAUCCUUAUUCCCUCUGGCUUAUUACAGUGCUGUAGUCUACUUCCUGUGAAGUUCUGCAAUGAUUUCUAGCCCUUCAUCUCAUGUCAAAGAAAAAAGUCUUAUGAGCUUUCUGCAGCUUUUGCAGAAAAUGUGUAACUCCUCUCACUCCCUUCAAAUGUAGAGCCCAGUCUAUACCUGUAGCUGUAUUGUUUUUAGUGCAACUCACUGUCAUAAACAUGUCAACAUGUCUUAUUUUAUUUGCUGACAUCUGUGAAACCCUCAAUGUCUCUUAGUCCCUAUUGCUGAGACAUGUGAACACAUAACAUCAGCAACAACAAAAAACAUAAGAAGCAGUAUUUCUAAAUCUUCAGUAAUAGUACUGUACUUACUUUUGAUUCAUAAGAGAAUCAUUCAACGAUAGAAGAUGGUGUAGAUUUAACAGUAGAAAUCUUGGUCAUUGGUCAGUAGUAUGUCGUAGUCACAGUUUUUUAAGCUACCUUUCCCAGGAACAAAAAUGAUGUGUGUGUGUGUGUGUGUGUGUGUGUGUGUGUGUGUGUGUGUGUGUGUGUGUGUGUGUGUGUGAUUGUGUAUGUUGUUACAAGAUUACAUGCAUGUAUGCUGUGUGGAGAUGCAGUGUGUGUCGGCACGUGCUUGCUGGAACGAUGACAGUGUGUAUCGCUGUAUAGAAAGGUUGGAUCAAGAUGGGAUAUCUGUAAAUACGUCAGUGAUUACAAGCUUAGACAAUAUGUUGAACACGUCAGUGCAAGUUGAAUAUUUUACAAGUACAAGAGCAGACAAACUGUAUUGUGUUCUAAAUGAAUAUAUUAACAUUGUUUUAUGUUUUACCAUGUCAUGUACUCAUACAACUACAACCAAUGGUUUAAUGAGACCAUUUUAUACAUAUGUCUGAACAAAUGGCAAUAAAGUAAAACCAUUUUAAUACAAUA
Messenger RNA from Myripristis murdjan (pinecone soldierfish), 7831 nucleotides. Its product is annotated as solute carrier family 12 member 5-like. Lineage: Eukaryota; Metazoa; Chordata; Actinopteri; Holocentriformes; Holocentridae. The transcript has 26 exons. The coding region runs from base 338 to 3688 and encodes 1116 amino acids. Gene Ontology annotation, biological process: potassium ion import across plasma membrane; cell volume homeostasis; chloride ion homeostasis. Gene Ontology annotation, cellular component: plasma membrane. Gene Ontology annotation, molecular function: potassium:chloride symporter activity. The record is from RefSeq and is a predicted model, not a curated record.